CAAAUUUAUUGAUUGAUUGCCAGUUGGAUAAAUUAAUUUUAAUAUCAGAAAAAUACUUUUUUGCCCCUUUUUAAGAAAAAAAGCGAGAGAGAGAGAUAAGAAACAGAGGAGUUUUUAGUAGAGAAGGCAGAGGCUGAGAUUACCAAAUUGAAUGCUUUACCAAACUCUCAAAACUAUCUCUUGACUCUUUUUUUUUUAUCUCCUUCUCCUUCUUCUUCUUCUACCUCUUCUUCUUCUCACCACCGUUCCUUCAUCCUCUCUUGUCCUUCCCCUCUUUGUCUCAGGCCUUUGAUAGGAGAUGGAACGUGUUGAAGCAGCGUUGAAGAGCAGUGUCAGGAAAGAGAUGGCUUUGAAAACGACUCAGCCGGCUUACGAGGACCUACUCUCCGUCACCACCGUUCAGACUGGCUUUCCCACCGACGAUUUCUCCGUCGACGACUUGCUUGACUUGUCAAACGACGAAGUUUUCGCCGAAGAUGAGCCUGAACUCAAGGCUCAACAAGAGAUGCUCCGUGUCGACGACGGAGACGCUCUUCGCCGGAGCAAUGAUUUCUCCGGCUGCGACGAUUUUGCCUCUCUCCCUCCAAGCGAACUCUCCGUUCCGGCGGAUGAAUUAGCGGACCUUGAGUGGCUAUCCCAUUUCGUUGAGGAUUCCUUCACGGAACAUUCUGCUCCAAAUCUCACUGGAACCCCGACAGAGAAACCGGCGUGGUUAACCGGUGACCGGAAACACCCUGUGACCCCGGCCACGGAAGAGUCGUGUUUCAAAUCCCAUGUUCCGGCUAAAGCCCGUAGCAAACGGAACCGGAAUGGAGUCAAGGUCUGGUCGCUUGGCUCGUCGUCCUCUUCUUCGGGUCCUUCGUCGUCUAGUUCGACCUCCUCCUCCUCCUCUUCGGGUCCUUCGAGCCCGUGGUUCUCCGGCGCUGAGCUCCUCGAUCCAUUCGUCACGUCGGAUAAACCGCCAGUUCCCAAAAAGCAUAAGAAAAGGUCGGCAGAGUCCGUUAACAGUGGUCAGUUGCUGCAGCAGCAGCCAUCUCGACGGUGCAGCCACUGUGGCGUUCAGAAAACGCCGCAGUGGAGAGCAGGACCAAAGGGAGCCAAGACGCUGUGCAAUGCGUGUGGUGUUCGGUAUAAGUCGGGUCGGUUGCUACCAGAAUACAGACCCGCUUGUAGCCCGACAUUCUCAAGCGAGCUCCACUCAAACCACCACCGGAAAGUCAUGGAGAUGCGGCGGAAGAAGGAGCCGACCGACGACAACGCAGCCGAUUUAAACCAGAUGGUUCAGUCCCCACAAGCUGUACCAAGUUUUUGAAGAAAUAGGGCCUUAAAAUUAGAGCAGGGAUUUAGGAUCCGACCCGGUUUAGUCAGUUUUAGACCCAAGUUAGUUUCUCAUUGACUUGUUUUUGUAUAUUACUUUCAUUUUUUUUUAGCAUUUACCUUCGUCUUUCUAUGUUACCUUACCGUAGUUUGAUUUUUCAUGCUAGGAGUCUUGGUAAGUUCUUGGUAAUUGAUAAGGUCAAAAACUCAUGUUGUAUUGUACUCGUUCGCAUUAGUUUUUUUGUUUUUCAGUUAAAUGUUUUUCCAUUUCAAUGUUCUGCGUUAUAGCAGCGUCGAGUUAAUUUGAAACCGUUCGAAUUGGGGUACAACUUUAAUGUUAAG
This is a messenger RNA of Thlaspi arvense, 1659 nucleotides long. NCBI's taxonomy places the organism in Eukaryota, Viridiplantae, Streptophyta, Magnoliopsida, Brassicales, Brassicaceae. The record is from the annotation of a GenBank genome assembly.